AUGCGCCAGUGGGGAGUGGUAGCAGUGCAUAUUGUGGUCUUUGCAGCAGCAGCAGUUGCAGCAUAUAUAAGAGGAUGUGGAGCAGUGUUUGGAGGACAGAAAACUGACAGUGGGACUGUGUGGAACGCUGUUUGCUCUGUGCAUGGGGGAAAUGAGUGGGGAAGCAAGAAUGAGGGAGACGCGUGGACACGAAUGGAGGGUGAUCGUGGGGGUGUUGGUGGUGCUCAUAGUGGGGGUGCUGCCAUAUAUGCAGAUCUACGGGGCUUUCGGAGUAUUUGGAGGGAGAGAGGGUAA
This is a messenger RNA of Pneumocystis jirovecii RU7, 294 nucleotides long. RefSeq lists its product as uncharacterized. The transcript is spliced from 3 exons. The record is from RefSeq and is a predicted model, not a curated record. The coding region runs from base 1 to 294 and encodes 97 amino acids. Lineage: Eukaryota; Fungi; Ascomycota; Pneumocystomycetes; Pneumocystales; Pneumocystaceae.